Messenger RNA from Tigriopus californicus, 1394 nucleotides. RefSeq lists its product as uncharacterized. The record is from RefSeq and is a predicted model, not a curated record. Bases 156 to 1331 code for a protein of 391 amino acids. Gene Ontology annotation, cellular component: cytoplasm. NCBI's taxonomy places the organism in Eukaryota, Metazoa, Arthropoda, Copepoda, Harpacticoida, Harpacticidae. Gene Ontology annotation, molecular function: ubiquitin conjugating enzyme binding; ubiquitin protein ligase activity. Gene Ontology annotation, biological process: proteasome-mediated ubiquitin-dependent protein catabolic process; multicellular organism development. The transcript has 2 exons.
AGCUGAUUAUGACAAGUUCAGUAACUUAUUCACAAUUAGUGAAUGACCUAGAUGCGAUUCAAGGAACUAACCUCUGGUGUCAAUCUUAAUCCUGUGCCCAAUAGAUGGCCCCUUUCCCUGUUCCAAGUACAGAUGUGCAUCUAAACAGUAUUUGAAUGAUGAGGCAUGUCGUGGGAUCCACUUCCCAAGAGAGUGACUCAUCGAAAAAGAGAAAAUCAUCCGAUGGAAAAGGCGGCUCAUCCCCCGAGGGCAACGCCAAACAAGCCCGAUGGGACACCGAAGGCUUGGCUACCUUGAGGCCCUGUGAAGAGCCCUCAUCGUCCAAUCAUGUUGUGAGAGAACCUCAAAGAGAUCCCGAGUUGUCAGUCGAAGACUUGAAGCAGAAUUUACGCCAUAAAGAUGAUGAACUCAAGAAAGCCAUUUCGACUCAAGACAAACUGCUAAGAGAACUUUCCAGCUCGGUGGAAUGCCCCGUGUGUUACAAUGUUCCCCGUGUAGCUCCGGUUCCUUGUUGCUCGAACGGCCAUGUGAUCUGUCAACGAUGCAAAGCCAAACUCGAAAAUUGUCCCACUUGUCGGGUGCGGCUCACAGAUUGUGUGUCUCAAAUUGCCGCUACAAUUAUUCAUCGAGUGUCUCAUACAUGCGAGUUUCGAUACGAAGGGUGCACGUUCAAAAGUGACAUCGACAAGAUUACGGAUCACGAAUCGAGUUGUAUCUUUCGACAUGUACGCUGUCCUCAUUGGGCGUGUGAUGAGACGAUCACGGCCAAGAAUCUCACUCACCACGUAAUUGCCUCCGAAUGUGGAGACAACUAUCGAGACAAGCCUCUGCCUUACCGAGAAGAGAUGGAAUACGCCCGGGCUUUAGAUGAUGAGGAAGGGAAUGGCUUUUGGCGACCUUCGCUCAUACAAUUCGAUGGCAUCACGUUCUAUCUCCAAGUGGAGAAAUCGGGCAAGACCAAGAACUGGUAUUUUUACGUCCAAAUGGAAGGAAGUGCAUUAGAUUGCAAGAUGUACGGCGUUACCAUCAAAGUUAGGAAGAGUCUCGUGUCAGAAGGUCACUCAGUAGUCUACAAUGGCGACGUGUGCCCAAUUGAUAUCAAGGGCGUGGGUGAGGUCGAAAACAGCGGAGGAGGAUUGAACAUACGGAACUCCAUUAUGGAAAACAUUUUCGAUGUGGACGCCCUAGAUCGAUCAGAUUUAGAGCAACAGGAGGAAAGUGGGGGCGAUGUCGAAGGUGAACGCUUCCGAUUUUGGGUCGAGGUUGAUAUAUUCAAAAGUCCUAAAAUAACUGCCGUCAAGACAGAGAAAGUGGUUAAGAAUGAAAAAUAAUGACCUUCAUGUAUUCCUUGCGUUAUUGAUUUCUUUUAAGAAAAUUAUACGAGUUAAAAACGA